CGAAUGACAUUGAUUCACCCGUAAAAGAGAUAUUUCAAAUAUUUGAGGAUAAGUUGCGCCCAAGUAGGCGUUCUCAGUCACACUAGUAGGCUACUAGCCUAGGCUCUAUCGCUUAGUGGCUGGAUCACACACAAAUCACAUGAUGUGUCACGUGGAGCUGAGCCAAGCCAAGCGCGCGCGCGUCUUUGACUUUGCCAGUUGCCAGUUGCCAGUUGCCAGGCCAGUUGCCAUGUUAGUUCCUCUCCACACUCCACUCUACUUUGCCGCCUUAUGAUGCGAAACAUUCCGUCUGCUGGGAAGGAAAUUGUUUUCCACUACGCCUGAGGUCCAGUAACAUGCAGGACUGACCAGUUUUUGUGCAAAAAUGACUCUUACUGCAUUGCCUAUCAACACCUGUGUGAUGGCGUUGUUGAUUGCAAGGAUGGCUCAGAUGAAGAUGAAUGUGAUUCUGGCAAGAUCAUGUGCAAAGAACAGCCUCAUGACUUCCUCUGUGCUGACUUUUCUGGGUGUGUCAUGGCUCUCACAGUAUGCGAUGGUUCAAAAGAUUGUCCCGAUGGUUCGGAUGAGUUGUACAAUUGUUCGGAAACUUGCAAUAAAAACUGCCAUUUCUGCCAACCAAGCCCAAGUGGAACCAAAUGUGUUUGCGACAGAGGAUAUCAACUGGACGUUACGGCUGACCAACCAUGCACCGACAUAGAUGAAUGCAGCCAGACAAAUGAGCAGGUAUGCAGUCAACACUGUCAGAAUACACCAGGCAGUUUUCGCUGUGAAUGUGCCAGUGGAUAUGAACUUGCUCCUGACAGCAGAACGUGUAAAGCUACAGGUCUCGAACCGAUACUUGUUCUGGCAACACCUGAUGAGAUCCGAACCUUCACACUUCACAAACACGAAUAUGAUGUGGUGAUGGAAGGACUGAAUGGGCUGCAGGACAUAGCUAUAGAUAACAAAGAACAUCGAAUCUUCUGGUCAGAGCAAGGAGAUGAUAGAAGCAAUCCUGGAGUUUUCUCUCUUGAUCUCGUCAAUCCACAGCACUCGAAAACAACCAUCGCAAGUUUUGGUCUUGUAAAGCCAGUAGAUCUGGACUAUGAUCAUCUGAGGGAAAACCUUUACAUUCUUGACCAAGGCAAACCGGCCAUCCUUGUGUGUACUGUUCAUGGACUAUGCACCACUGUUUUUAACAGUUUCUCCUUGAACUACCCUGCGUCUUUAGUUCUGCAUGUACAAAAAGGCAUUCUUUACUGGGUGGAUCAUGAUGAUGCUGGCACGUCUGUGAUAAUGAAUGGCACAAUGGAUGGCAAUUUGGCCGAUCCUUUCAUCUCGUCUCGGCUGCGUCACGUGACUGCCCUGAGUCUGGACACCACCACUGAUCUGCUGUUCUGGUACGACAGCUUCUACCAUAUGGUGGAAAGUGUCAGGCUGGAUGGCACACAGAGACGGACUGUGGCCAGCUCCUUGUCAGCUGUCCCAUCCACUCUGGCUGUGUUUGAAGAUAAGAUUAUCUGGGCGAGUAGAGACAAGCAUAGUAUCGUGUCUGCAAACAAGUUCUCCGGCACGAAAUUGCACACUAUGGUCCAGGAAACCCCAGCCUGUGUAUCACUUUCUGUUAUGCACAGUAGCUUGGCUGCACCUGCUGAUGGGUUCCACGACUGUUUCUUGAAAAAAUGCAGCCAUAUCUGUUUGAGUGGAACAGAUGGUGACGCCACCUGUGCAUGCGCAGAGGGUUAUGAGCUGGAUGACUCAGGGCAAUAUUGCCACGAAACUUUGGAUGAGAGCUCUGCCGCAUUCUUGAUUGCAUCGGCACGUGAAGAAAUUAUUAGUGUCAAACUGUCUGUUGCUGGGGAGCCACUGGUCAGUUCUCUAAAGACAGACAACAUGAGGAAUGUGUUUGUCUUGACGUACCUCUCAAAGUCUCAUGAAGUUUUAUACUCGACAUCUAUGGAAAGUGGCAAGAUUGGCAUUUACAAGCUCAGCGGAUUAAAAGAAGAACCAAAGUCCACUCCCAUUCUUGAAGAUCUUCAUGGUGUUGAAAGCUUGGUGGUGGAUGAGUCCUCCUCAGUAAUUUAUUGGGUUGACAGCUUGAAGAAUACUAUAGAAAUUUCAUCUUUAGAUGGAGGUCACAGAAACAAGUUAGUGAUCCCGGCCACUUAUCCUUAUGCCUUGGCUCUUGGUCCUGCAGAGGGAUUACUGUUCUACUCUGAUUUGGGAGAGCCCGCCAGCAUUAAGAAAUGCCGUCUGGAUGGUACACAGUGCGUCACCAUUGUGUCCCGUGGUCUACAGAGGCCAAACUCCCUCACUCUCCAUGACGGACGUCUUUUCUGGAGUGAUUUUACAACUGGAGAUUUGUCAUCUGUUAGAUUUGAUGGUGGGGACAGAAAGCGACAUGCAAUUGCUGGAGGAAAUCCCAUUUCUGUAUCUGUCUACAAGACGACGUUAUUCUGGACGGAACUUGGCUCCGCUUCUAUCUUCCAUAAAGAUUUCAAGAGUGAUGGCAAAGAGUCGCAGAUUGACACUCACAAAGCAAGACUUUCUGGCCUGUUCUUGGCCGCACCACACAAGUCAGUGUCCAGUCCAUGCUCAGCAGACAAUGGUGGGUGUGGUCACAUGUGUAUUCACAAACCGGGAGGAGACGUGUCGUGUCUGUGUGGCUACAGUUUUCAGAUCCAGUCAGAUGGCAAAACAUGCCAGAGAGAAGCGAAGAACUGUACUGGCUUUCUCUGCAAAGACCAAGUCACCUGUAUUGAUGCCGACAAAGCGUGUAACUACCUCCGAGACUGCCCUGAUGGAAGUGAUGAAUGGGACUGUACUAGUCAUGUUACCCCGACAUGUUCUGAAGACCGCUUUCCAUGUCCUCGAUACUGCAUGCACAAAUCAUUUCUAUGUGAUGGGCAGAGCGAUUGUGAUGAUGGAAGUGAUGAAGAUCCAAAGAAUUGUCCGGUUGUCACCUGUGAAGCUGACGAAUUUUUGUGUGACAACCGCACCUGUUUGCAUGAGCUUCAUGCCUGCGAUCACUUUGAAGAUUGUUAUGAUGGCUCAGACGAGCAAAACUGUGCACCUCCGGAUUGUGCGGAAAAUGAGUUUUCAUGUGAUAAGCGUUGCCUGCCAAACUCUUGGCGGUGUGAUGAGGAUAAGGAUUGCAAGGAUGGAAAAGAUGAAGAGAAUUGUUCUGAAGUCACAUGCUCUGAUGCUCAGUUUUCAUGUGGAGAUGGUUCUUGCAUUCUCAAGACGGACAUUUGUGAUGGAGUUGACAAUUGUGAGAACGGAGAGGAUGAGGAGGAUUGUGAAGCCGAGAAAGUGCAGACAAGUGAGUGUUCCUUCACUUGCUAUGGCGGAGAAUGCCUGAGUGAAAGUGCAGUUUGUGACGACCACCCCGACUGUCCUGCCCAUGAGGAUGAGUCUCCACAGACAUGCGCCAUGUCCUGUGAAAGUUCUGAGUUCCAGUGUGCGGACAGGGAGUGCAUCCCAGGAGCCAAACGGUGUGACCAGGUGGAGGAUUGUUCUGACGGGUCAGACGAAGAUCCACUGACCUGUCCACCUCCACCUACAGAGGCUCCGGUGGACAACUGUGCUGAUGGUUUCCAGUGUGGGAGUGGUGAAUGCGUGGAUGGAGACCUCAUGUGUGACGGCCGUGUAGACUGUUACGACGGCUCUGACGAGCACAUCUGCAAAACAACAUGUAAAGACUACGCCUGCAGUCAGAUGUGUCGUGAUACCAAGGACGGGCCAACAUGCUCUUGUGUCAAGGGAUUCCGCCUUGUGGAUACUCUCAUGUGUGAUGAUGUGAAUGAAUGUGAAAUCAUGAACGGAGGCUGCAACCAGAUGUGUGUUAACCAAAAAGGGGACCACAUGUGUACCUGCCUCAAAGGGUAUAUCAAAGGAAACGAUGGUGUAUGUAAAGCUUCUGGCUCUCGCCCUAACCUCUAUGUUGGCACUUUCUCUGGUAUCAAGAGGGUUUUGGCAGGAGGCAAAGGGGAGACAUUGGCUUUUCCCUUGGAAACCAUGACUAUUCAUAUGGACCUUAAUUUGCACAAGAGGGACACUGUGUGGGUGCAGUAUCAGAGCAAUCAGUCUUCCGGGAUGGCUAUGUACUCUGCAUCUGUAGGUUCUGACCCUCAUCUGAUCACUGCUGAGCUUGGUAACGUCAGAGGACUGGCUAUUAAUUGGAUGACUGGCAAUAUAUUCAUUUCACAGGAAGUAUCCGGUCUAUACACAAUCUCAGUGUUUGAUGGUCGUGGUUACCGUUCUACACUGAUAAGUGGAGGUCACUACGAGCUUGGAUCUAUUGCUCUUCACCCAGCCAAGGGUUUAAUGUUUUGGCUUGCCACUCAUCCCACCGGCAAUCGCGUGGAAGGAUCUUGGAUGUCAGGCAUGUACAGAGGCACCAUUGUGUCCUCCAUAGGACAAUGGCCACUUUCUCUCUGUAUCGAUCAUGCAAUGGAGCGCCUCUACUGGCUCAAUGGAUACAGCGGAGAAAUUGAGACAAGUAAAAUUGAUGGCUCAGAUAGAUUUAUUGCCGUUCACUCCUUAUCCAGUAAGAUAUUUGCCAUGGAUGUCUUUGAAGGACUUGCUUACCUCACGGACCAAGGGAGCAACCACGUGAAGACAGUGGCCACCUACAACCCUCAACUGAAACGAAAAACGCUCUUAAAACUGAGCCAUCCUGGCCCGAUCAAAGUCAGCCAUAUGCUGAAGCAGCCAUGGGGUUCUAAAGGUAAUCUUUGUGCCAACAAGUCGUGCAUGUACCUGUGUGUGAUGACCCCGGGGCAGGGACAGUGCUUGUGUCCAGAGGGCUAUGCCACAGACGGAAAUCCAAACUGUGAAGGGCCAAGAGUAAACAAUGUAACCAUGGAUAAGGCCCAGGUCCCAUCAACUGUGUUAAAAUUCACGCCUUCUACAAGCUGCUUGCUACAGUGUCUCAAUGGUGGGACUUGCAUCCGUGUGACUGGAACAUCUCUAUGCAGCUGCCCACCUGGGUUCAGAGGGAACAUUUGCCAGCAUAGAGUAGAGGAGAAGAAAGAGAAUGAAGAUGAAAGUUCCCAUUUGUGGAUUAUUGGUCUAGUCUUUGGACUUGUUGUGCUGGUUGUAGUGGUAACCUUACUCGCCUGCUACUUCAGAUACAAAAGAAAUAACGCAAGCUUCAUCAGCACCAUCAAGUACCUGCACCAGAAGACGGGCAAAGGCAAGGAGAACGAUAAGUCUGAGCUAGUCCCGGAGAUCUCCUUCAGCAACCCGGGCUUCCAGGAGGAAAUAGAUCAGGAGGCCAUGUCUUACGGGGACUGGUGGAAAGGCCUUCUGGCUCGCUCUCGUCGUUCAAUGGACUCGGCUUUGACCAGCAGCCAGCCCAACAGCAGCGUGAGCAGUGGGGAUGUGGAGCAAGCUGAUGAAGUUAUCACCACAAGUGGACUCCGAGGAUCUCCGGACAGAAUAAACUUGCUGAAAUGAAGGAUUUGUAACUUUGUUCACGUGUGUCUCGGGGGGAAAACUGGAGACUGUUUGUCCAGGGAAGCUUGUGAUGCAGACGUCUUUAUUAAGUAUUCCAGUGUUCUUCUCUGUAGAGUUUCAUGACUUGAAACUUGGAAGGCGUGUUUCAUGACAUUGACAUGAUGCAGGCUGCUUGUGUAUGUCAAUGAUUUUUUUUGUUGACAAAUGACUUCAUUGAAACAAUUCUCUAUUUCUACUUCUCAAUGAAUCUCUGAGAAUUGUAAGAAAAUGUUCUGUUUCUUUCCCCUGAAGAAUGAUGCAUACUCAAUGCAGACACAAUAAUUGCUCUAUUGAUUCUACCUUUGACUGCCAUCUGUAAAGCUUGCAAAGCAUUUAUUAUUCAUAACACUUUUGGGGGAGGGGGGAUAUGGGCUUGGAGUAUUUGAUUUAUGGAUUCUUUUGGGAUUAUUUUGUGCCUUGAUGUCUCAUUAGGUCACAUUUUAAUCUUACUGGGGCUCCACAAUUCAUUUUAGCAUCGGAAAUUGUGCUUUCUUGACAUCUUUGUGACAGAAGUAUUGCAAAUGUGAACUUGCAUCAUCAUACAUCAUGUAUCUAAAUAAAGGACUUUGAAAGUGAUCGAAUCUGCGCCCCUAACCCCCCCCCCCCCCUCCCCCACACACCUAAUGGAAAACAAAAUCAUUGUAGUCAUGGACUGGAGUUGUUCACAUUUUGACAAAACCCUAUAAGAUAUUAUAAAAGAAUGAAUUCGUAUUUAUUGAGAUAUUUUAAAAAGUAAAUUGUUUUAUUUAUGUGCACCAUGGUACCAAUCUAUUUAUUUAUAACAGAUUAUGUAUUCGUUACAUUCUAUUAGAUUUGCAUACAUUUGUGUGUGUGAUACAAUCAUGCACUGUUAUUUAUAUUGUUAGACAUUAUUUUCAUAUAUUGCAUCGACUAUGUUAUUUAUUCAAUAAAAAUUAUGGCAAGUUCAA
Aplysia californica (California sea hare) is the source of this 6407-nucleotide messenger RNA. RefSeq names its product low-density lipoprotein receptor-related protein 2. NCBI's taxonomy places the organism in Eukaryota, Metazoa, Mollusca, Gastropoda, Aplysiida, Aplysiidae. The record is from RefSeq and is a predicted model, not a curated record. The transcript has 36 exons. Gene Ontology annotation, molecular function: calcium ion binding; protein binding. The coding region runs from base 460 to 5439 and encodes 1659 amino acids.